CCUGGAUGCUCUACAAAAGGCAGAGCCUAGGACGGAGGAUCUCAAGUCUCAGCUAAAUGAACUUUGCCGAUUUUCCAGAGACCUGAGCAGAUACAGUGGGAAAGUCUCAGGCUUGAUUAAAGAAUAUAAUUGGAGUUUUUGUCAGAAAGUGAAAACGGACAGCAUAAGCUAAACGUGAUGCUGUCCAAAGCAGAGCUUCUGAGUUCCCUGCUGACCAGAGAGAAAGCAGAAGGGGUCCAGGCCAAAGUCACAAUGGCAAAAGAAGACUGGAAGAAUUUUCACUCGAAUCUCCACCAGAAGGAAUCAGCCUUGGAGAAUCUGAAGAUCCAGAUGAAGGACUUUGAAGUCAGUGUGGAGCCUGUGCAGAGCUGGUUGAGUAAAACGGAGAAGCUGGUGCAGGAAAGCAGCAAUCGCCUGUAUGACAUGGCAGCCAAGAGGAGAGAGCAGCAGAAGCUCCAGUCUGUCCUGGAGGAAAUUCAGUACUACGAGCCUCAGCUCCACAGGCUGAAAGAGAAAGCUCGGCAGCUGUGGGAAGGACAAGCUGCCAGCAAGAGCUUUGUGCACAGAGUGUCGCAGCUGUCUUCUCAGUAUCUAGCGCUAAGCAAUGUAACCAAGGAGAAAGUGUCCAGGCUGGACAGGAUUGUUGCUGAGCACAAUCAGUUCUCCCUCGGAAUUAAAGACCUGCAGGACUGGAUGACAGAUGCAGUCCACAUGCUGGAUUCCUACUGCCUCCCCACAUCCGACAAAAGCGUACUGGACAGCAGGAUGCUCAAGCUCGAGGCUCUGUUGUCAGUGAAGCAAGAAAAAGAGAUUCAGAUGAAAAUGAUAGUGAGCCGGGGGGAGUAUGUCCUGCAGAACACUGCUCCAGAAGGCAUGCCGUUCAACAGCAGCUACAGGCUGUGAAGGAGAUGUGGGCAUCGCUGCUGUCUGCGGCGAUCCAGUGUAAGAGUCAGCUUGAAGGAGCUCUCUCCAAGUGGACAAGUUACCAGGAUGAUGUGCAGCAGUUCUCCAGUUGGAUGGACACUAUGGAAAACAGCCUGAACGAAUCCGAGAGACAGCACACGGAGCUGCAGGAGAGAGUGACUGCUCUCAGGAAAGCCAAGUGCUGGAUGAUAAACCCAAGGUCUUGUACUUGCAAGACAGACACUGAAAUACUGAACUGCAUCCAGGCCCUGCCUUACUAUAUUUAUGCAUUUUACAUGUCCCUCUGUUACUGUAUUACCGCAUGGAAAGGUUUUAA
Molecule: messenger RNA, 1240 nt
Organism: Nannospalax galili (Upper Galilee mountains blind mole rat)
Lineage: Eukaryota; Metazoa; Chordata; Mammalia; Rodentia; Spalacidae
Product: nesprin-1-like
Exons: 8
Coding region: 178-903 (241 amino acids)
Biological process (GO): nuclear migration
Cellular component (GO): cytoplasm; nuclear outer membrane; meiotic nuclear membrane microtubule tethering complex
Molecular function (GO): actin filament binding
Source: RefSeq, a predicted model, not a curated record